Messenger RNA from Betta splendens (Siamese fighting fish), 1223 nucleotides. RefSeq lists its product as uncharacterized. Bases 1 to 1002 code for a protein of 333 amino acids. Lineage: Eukaryota; Metazoa; Chordata; Actinopteri; Anabantiformes; Osphronemidae. The transcript is spliced from 6 exons. The record is from RefSeq and is a predicted model, not a curated record. Gene Ontology annotation, biological process: response to bacterium.
AUGGUUCUUGUGCUGCUGAGGCUCAGUGUUGGACGAUGCACAAACGAUCAGCUCUUUGAGACAAAGACCGUUCAUGUUGGAGAGGAAGUGGAACUGUUGUGUCCACGCGAGCGAGAGUCAACCCAGGCGUUCCUGUACUGGUUCAGGCUGGUCUCUGGACGUUCUCCUCAUUUCAUAGGAGGAACAUUUUCCUUUAAUUAUGAUGGUGUAAAACAGAUUCCUCGCAUCACAGCAAAACAAGGGAACGGAACUUUCCUCCUGCACAUUAAAGAAACAGAUCUGAAUGAUACUGGAUUUUACUACUGUCUCAAAGCAAACCGCCUCAACUUGACAUUUCUUAAAGGAAUUAUUCUGACUGUUAAAGGACCAGAACCUAAAAUAAUUACCAUCAUUGAAGAGCCGAUACCUGGUCCAGUCCGUCCUGGAGAUUCUGUGACCCUCCAGUGUUCUGUUCUCUCUGACUCUGACAGCGGAACGUGUCCACGUGCUCAGGGUGUUCAUUGGUUCAGACCUGGAUCAGACGGGUCUCAGGCCCGACUCAUUUUUACUGAGGGGGGCAGUGGUGGUGAAUGUGAGCGCAGACUUGAGAUCCAACGUCCACAGAAAUGUGUCUACAACUUCUCUAAGACCAUCAGCUCCUCUGACGCUGGGACUUAUCACUGCGCUGUGGCCACGUGUGGACAGAUACUCUUUGGAAAUGGAACAAAGCUGGACAUAGACGUCGUCAGCAGCUGUGACUCACACAGAGACAACACGGUUCUGUUUCUGCUGUGUGUCGCUUUGGCUACAAGUCUCAUUGUUAUAAUCAGCCUUGUGUGUGUUGUCAUCAAUACCUCUACACAUUGUUGCAAAGCAACAAGUUGUAAUGAGCAUAGUCAUGAGAAAAGAAAUGAGGACACGUUAGUUUAUUCUACAGUCAGGACAACAGGAGGCAACAGAAGGAAAGCAGCCGUGACAGAAGAGGCGGUUUAUACGAAUGUCGGGGCAUUUCAACUUCAGUGACCAACAGGUUCUAAUUUUAUGGAUGUGAGUUAAACCAGAAUAUACUAUAAUGUAUAAAAUAUUAAACCAAUGAUUAUUCCUCUAGAAACCUCAUUGGAACUACAGUACAGUAUGUAUUGUUCAGUAAGUCUUUGUCACUGCAAAAUGUUUCCGAUGACAUGAUUGUUACUUUUUUUUGUAUUUUAAAUCAUGUGAUGUCAUCCUGAUAAUCAGUGAAUAAA